UACAGAUUACAUGAUUGGAUAAUGUCAGCAAAGACAUCCAAGGUCCUCUCAUGGUAUCAGUCCACAGCUGACAAACGGAUACUGCGGCGACACAAGAUAGGACCUCCAGAUGUACAUCCUCAGGAGCCUCGCCAGGAGGAGGAUAAUCUUAGCAAUGAACGGCUUCGCAAAGGAUAUCAGGUGGGAGCAACACCAUUCGAGCACGAAUCGCUGGUGUUCAACAGUCGAUCAGCGAAACUCGACCGAUUGGAUGAAGCUCAUGCCAAAUCAGCUGCUCUUUUGAACCUGGUACUCCAUCGAAAAGGUGAGAUCAAUGCUAAUCUGGACAAGGAGAGGCGGAAGAAUAGGGAAACAACGGGUGCACAAUUUGCAACUGCCAAAGCGAAGGAGCGCGCGGCAUGGUUCACGGAUCUUGCUCGAGGAAAGGCUUUGUCGCAACUGGCGAAAAAAGUGCCCACCAUCAAGAGGCGAGAAGAAGGACUAGAAUACCUCUGCGACUAUCGGAUACCGCCUUUUCGCGCCUUAUGGUAUCUAAAAGUCACUGCUGCUCUUACUGGAAGCCCUAGCAAUGCCAAACAGAAGAAAUCCAUUAGUGAUUUAUUUUCAGCAGAGUACAAGGAUAUUUUUGUAAAAGCUAUCAAAGAAUUGACUAAUCGUAUGUGGGAUGUCAAUGACUUGUCGACUUGUCCCGUUUACAAGGAGCGAUGGCUCUACAUUUCAAAUCUGAGCAAGUGCGCGUUCGAGGAUGGAGUAAUUGAGCGGCAAGAUUUUCUCAACGAGUUAUGCGACAUUUUCUCUGACUACUUCGUGAGGAGAAUCAAGAAUGAGGAGAAGUUGCCGCAGCUCAGAGUCUACCUGCUUUUUCUCACCCAAUUUUUGCGUCAUAUCAACAACAACCUUAUUCUUGCCCGACGACUUGCUCACAUGAUCGCUAUGAAGUUACGCUUGUACAAAAUGGAGUACGACGAACAAAACAAUACGGUCACCAAAGGAUCAGAAGCAUUCAAUGCACUGACAAAAUGCUCAGCUCUGCGACCUGUAAUACAUGUUCUUACAGCAAUCUUGCAGAAUAUAGUCAUCGAUGCCCCAGCAGCAGUGAUUUGGAAUAAGUUCAAGGUAUCUACGACAGACAAGCUUCCAUUCAUUUUAUCCCAGCUUUGCGGUUCUCCUCUUGACCUCCUUCCUUGUCCUGUACAUGAACUUCCUCUUCCUCCUGGGAAAGAAUCUGAAAGAUUUAUGGAGCUUUUGAAAUUGCGGACUGCAGAAAUCGUGAGACGAAGCCAGGCAGUGCAAGAUAAGUGGUCGUUCAACCAGAAGGAACAGUUUGCUUUCGCCAAACUCGUUAACGGAUGCCUUGAUGUGAUAGGUAUUUUGGAUUCCACAGAUGUGCUAGAGCCAAAUAUCUUGCCGGCUGUCACUACCCGAAUCUUUACUUUUAGAUCGGAGAACUGGGCUGAAGAAAUGCUCAUUAGAAUCAAGCUUAUGUUGCACUGGGCUGUAACCGCAGAACGUGAAGGCAGUCACAGAGCGAUUAUCGUAACCAAAGUCAUUUAUCAACAAGUGCUGAAUCAACAAUCAUAUAUGUUCGGACCUUUCCACAUGCAGGAUAUCAUCUUGAAUUAUUUUUAUACCGAAGCUCCUACACCCGGGUCAAAGUUUUAUCAUAAAGAGUUUGCAUCUCUAGUCACCCUAUUUAUUGAACUCUCUCGCUUCAAGUUGUUUGUACAUGACUGUUUUGUGAAGGAACUUAUAAAAUCUGGUGAGCUUGACUAUCAACGGCCGAUAAUGGAUAAAUUCAAAUGUGAGAGCAAGCCACCUGAUCCUAUAACCUCAUCACUGAUGUCUGCUCAGUUCGAAGAUUUGACCCCUGAUGAACCACCAAAACCUACCAGCCUCAUUUCUUACAAGCAGGAUGAUAAGGACGAACAUAUAUAUCUCAAUGAUGAAAUGUCCAUGAACGAUCGUAUUCUUAUACAGAUGCCAUUGCGACAAACCGAAGAGCAUCGAAGUGAGGCCAAUCAAAGAGCGCUCGUUUUGUACGGAAUGGACGAUGCUCGUGAAAACCAUAAAUCCGAAAUGAAGAAGAUCGCAAAAGAAAUUUGCAAGAUAUGGCAAAAGAAAAUUUAUGUGCAGUUUUGUGAAGGAAAUGAAGCACCAAUGUGGAAGCAGUCCAUCAAUUCACAGAGAAUCGUCGAGAUUCUUGCAAGAUUCAGAAGUCAAACAUACUAUGAUCAAAUGAUGAUUUGUGGCUGGUGCGCAGAAUCCUUCUCCGACAUGAUCCGUGACUUUAUAUUGGGCCAUUCUUUGCAAAUGCCUACGUCUGAGGCUUUGGAUAUCAUUUGCAGCAUGUUUGAGUCUGCUCAGUAUAUAUACGGCAUAUUCGAACUUUGUGAAGCGGUAACUCCAUUACUGCCGCGUGCUGAGAAAGUAAUUCGCUGUCUCGCUGCUGAUGUGAUACCGGGAAGUAUGUCAGGGCAAUUAGGUUACGUCUUUGUUGCUUACAUCUGCAAGCAUUGGCAUUAUUUCUUGCAUUCUGAUCUUGCACCAACGAUCACCAACCAGUUGUAUGAGCUCAUUGAGCGAAUGAUUCGAGCUCACGAGUACCCUAUGACAAGCUGGGGUCGAACCAUAGCAGCUUUCGUUUACCAUUCGAAGAGCCAGUUGAAGAAGAGCCAGCUUUCUGACGUGAAACUUCAUGGUGCUCGUGACGAUUUUCGUCACGUUUUCAAUCAUGGAAGCUCCUCCUAUAAUGGUGGAAGUAGAUACAAUGACUUGUUCUUCAAGGAUGUGUUUGAAAAGAAGCUGCGUUUCUUCUCUUAUCACGAGUACAAAAAGAGACUUCCAUCAUUUGGGCAACUCUACAACCGCUAUUCUUUUGUUAUUAAUUCCUUCAUCGCUGCUAAGAACUUCAUGCGCGAUCACGAUCGGCUUUCUGAUCUGGCUACUUUCUGCGGCCAUAUAUCUGCUCAGAUACCUGCACUAGCAGACGAAUGGGUUGCGGCUAUCAAGGCGCUUUGCUGUACUAGUAUGAGUCAGCAUACGGGUUAUGGUAAACUUCUAGAGUACAUUGAUGUGAACGACUGCUCCACGCAUCAUCCCAUAGCCACUUUUGUGAUGCUCUUAGCUGGUAAAUAUGCGUUCAGUGUCCCCAGGUUGAUUGCCGAGCUUUUAAACAACGCAUUUCCCGUUAUCAUAAAAAGAGAACAAAGCUCAUUUGUCAGUGGGAGGUACAAUGUGAUUGGCAGGACCGAAUAUGACUGUGAACCCGGAGUCUGUCUCACCUUGCUGAUCCUCGCUCAGAUUAGUUGUGCCACUGAUGAACCUUUUCACAUGUCGGAACAUUACGUGGGUGGAAGUCCGAAAGUCAAACUGUUGAAUAGAUGUGCAGAUGAAAUCAUUCUAUCCAUGAUUCAGUGGUGUGAAAUGGAUAAUGUCUUGUUCCCGAUGUUGAGCAACAUUUGCAUUUUGAUGGACACCUUGCGAGCGAGAUUCAAAGAUCUUGACUUCGAACCUAGUCGCAUUGUUGAAUCGACCAGCUAUAGGCGCGAAUAUCUCAUGAUCAUGCUAAAGGCUGUGCAGCUCAUCAUCUGCGAAGAAGAUUGGGUCACCAUGAAAAUGUUCAAGAUUGUUGAAACGAAUCGCAUGGAAGCGUUCAAUCAUGAUCGAUUGAAACAGAACUGUCUGGGUCAGCAGUUAUUACGACUUGGUAUCCGUCGAAAAAGUGAGCGCGAAGUUGUUCGGGAAUUGUCUGUAUGUAAUGGAAACUCGAAGAAGGCGCUAAUUGACAAACUACUCGCUGUGAUGAAUAUGUGGAACAUGAGAGCGACGCUGUUUGACCUCAUGCUAAUGAUCAAAGAGAUCUCACCUGAGGGUGCACAAAAGCAUGCCCAACAGAGUGCGAUUGCUGCUGAUGCACUCAUGGGUGAAAUUGGGAAGUGCUGCCGCGACCUGUUCACGAAUGCACAUAAGGAAGGCUUGCAGCUCUCUUCAGCCAUUCUCGGGCGAGACUUCCGGUUCCGUCAUGUUACCAAUUUCUGGCUAAUAGCUCUUUUGGUGAGGCUGUGUCCCCAGCCGAACAAUGUGCCGAAUCAAUUCCAUCAUAUGACGGUUUCUGGGAAAUUUCUCAAAGAAGCGGCAUCUAUGCUGGACACUGCCAAUGAUAGCUCGAAGGAAAGGAUACAACAGAGCGCGUGGUUGCUAUCCCAGCAGCCUUUCCUGAACUUAGUGUUAGCUUGCUUAAAGGGCGAAGAAUUUCAACCAAAUAAAGACCUUCUGGUCUCGUCGCUGUACAAGCAAUUACUUGAUCUCACCAGUAAAACAAAGGAGAAUCCCGCUUUGCCGCUCAUGGAAAAAUUUGCUGCUGAACGUGAAGGUCUGCUCUUACGGUUGUCGUUAGUAGGUGGUAUAUUUAAGCAGAUUUGUCAGCCUCAGCACAGUGAAGGCUGGUCUCAUUUAUUUUUCCAAAUGAUGCUCUAUGGAAUGGUUUCACCGGAUAAAGACAGAAUACUGUAUGAUUCUUGUUACGAUAUGCUGUCAACUUUAAUGCUUUGGACGUUAACCGAUCCUUCGACUGCGACACAGCAGCCAAGUGAAGGAAGCGAGCCAAAAUUCCGUUGGCCAUAUUAUUCCAUCAUAAUAAAGAAGCUGAAAAAAGAAAUAGCUGAUCAGAGAGUGCCUCCCGAGUUACGUGCUCUGCUCCAGUUUCUGCCCAUACCGAAGAACACUAUAUCUGUAUUUGCUAUGGAGCCAUAUGGUUCAACACCUGCAGCUGCGGUGCAGAAGGUGUCAGGAGGAGCAGCGCGGCCACCUAGUGUUUCGCAGUCGACUACAAUGAGUGGAUUACGACAUGGUCGUUAUGCCUUGCACGUCAGUGAGAAGGUGAAAACAUCGAGUUACGAUUUUAUCCAUGCCUACAUCAAUGAGCAGAACAGCAAAGGUGGAUGGAAGUGGAGCUGGUUCCAGGCAUCAAAGAUCGACCGGCUUCCUUGUCCGAUCCAGAAGUGGGUUGCGAGACUUCUCGUUCACAAACAUCAGUUGGAAUAUCAAAGACCGAACGCGGUGAUAACUGAGUCAAAUGAUCACUUUCUGUCAGCUCCUGCUGUAGAAGCGACCGGUGAAGCUCCUCCACCAUCAGCAUCUAGCGCAAACACUCCCGGUACCCAGACACCUGCUACACCGACUGCAUCUGGUGUUGUUGCUGAAGCAACCACACCGGGGAACGAAGAACCUAUCACCUCACUGAAUUCUGCCGUUAGUACUCCUACAACGAACGAUGUGCCGAUGGAUGACACUACUCCAGAUCAGAACCGCAGCCUAUCAUCGGCUUCAAAUCCGAUCGUGUCCCCAAGAGCUGGACGAGGUGGACGAAAGCGUGGAGGCGUCAGGCAGCAUAGUGCAGGAUCGCGUCAAAAAAGAUCAGCAUCUCGUAAUGACCCACCUGGUGCUGUUGCUGCUUCUUUCAAUCAAGCCUGGCAUGGAGCCGGAUCUAAUCCCUCCGGCAGCGUAAUGACUCAGCCAGAUUCUCUGGCUUACUCGCAGCAUCAAACCCAGCAGGUGUCGUCAAAUGCGGUAAAAGAUCCCACCAAAACGAAGAUCCAGGAGUGUAUCAAUAAAAAGCGCCUCGAAGCUGCACGGAUAUCGGCAGGAUUCCCAGGACCAUCUGCAUCAAUGCCGUCCACAAUAGCGCCAUCGCAAGCUUCGUACUCGGAUUCAAAUUUCAACCACCAUUCUGGUAAUCAAAGGGUCAUGCCGGGUGACUACCAAAAUCAGCAGCCUGGCCAAGAUCCUUCACAGCAGUCGCAGUCGAUGUCGCAACAGCAACAAAUGCAGGCACAGCAGUCUCACCAUUCCUUGCCUGCUCAUCAGCAGCAGCAGUCCGGCCAGCAGCCUUCAGCAAAUGUUCCACAUUCGAUGCAGCCGCAGGUCAUGCAACACAUGCAGCCGCAUCAUAUGCAGCAACAGAUGGCACCACAACAAGGAGCUAUGUCCGGACAGCAGUUCCCUCAAAUUGGUGGUCCUGUUCAACAUCAGUCCUCAAUGGGUGGACCCAUGCAGAUGAAUUACCAGGGUCAGCCGCACACAGGCCAAUCAGCACAACAGGGCCAGCAACAACCGCGGAAUACCAUGGGACAGUUCACAUCCAGGGAUGGUACGAUGACUAUGGACUACCAGCAAGGUGGUCGAGGACGGCAACCUAUGCAAAUGAAUCAACAGAUAGGACCACAGGGCGGGAUGGGUCGCGGCAGUAUGCCUGGUGGACAGAUGAGUGGUCAAGCGCAUAUGGGCUCGCAGCAUAUUCCUGAAGGUCAACAAGUGAUGGGACAACAGAUCGGUGGACAUGCAAUGGGUUCGCAACAAAUGUCUCAUCAAAUGGGUCAGACCUCGAUGUCGGGACAGCAGCAGUACUACAUGCAGCAGUCAGAUCAGAGGAUUAUGAAUCCGCAGUACAAUCAAUCCCAGUACCAGCCGAACAAUCAGUUCUAAUUAUUUCAUCUUUUAAAUUGCAACAAUCAAGGGUCUUCAGAAUCACGUGAUCUUCCUAGUGUUCUCUCGAAACGGGUUACUAUGCUUGUUUUUAUUUUAUGAGCGGAACUAACACUGUAUUCCUGUCAUUCGUCAAUUUCAAGCAUAAUCACAUGAUCAGGUCUUAUCAUCACCGCACUUUUCACUGUUUGUAAUAUGUAUAUAUCUUGCUUUUAACUUGUACAUAAGGCAUUUUCACAAUGAAUGAUUUUUAUAGUA
Messenger RNA from Cylicocyclus nassatus, 6741 nucleotides. The record is from the annotation of a GenBank genome assembly. Lineage: Eukaryota; Metazoa; Nematoda; Chromadorea; Rhabditida; Strongylidae.